This is a messenger RNA of Mesorhabditis spiculigera, 729 nucleotides long. The record is from the annotation of a GenBank genome assembly. Lineage: Eukaryota; Metazoa; Nematoda; Chromadorea; Rhabditida; Rhabditidae.
AUGACAAAGCCGCGGCGCCGGCGAGGAUUUCAAUUCCGGCCCUGGGGCAAGAGACCCGGUCGCACCGAAAUAACCGAGGUCCGCAAAAACGGCAGUAGAAUAGGCGAAGCGGCCGAAGUCGUCAAUGAGGCCAUCGUCAUCGCCAGGAAUUUUACAAUAUUUCGCCCAGUCGGGGCCGUUUCCCACCAGUGCCACCAACGGUUUUCGGAAGGUGGGAACGAAGACCUUUUUGUUAUUGUGGAUAGAAGCACUGGAGCUUCAGUACCCGUAUGGGCACUGCCUACAAGAGAUGGCGCGUCGAUACAGCCAGCAAUGACGGAACCCGCAUCGUUGCAACCAAAAAUUGUUCAACAGGGUCUAUCUGAACUUCACGAGUAUCCCACCCCCAACUCGGCGGGGAUCAUGCAGAUCGAGGUGACGCUCUCCUACGGGUUGCGCCCCGGCUGGCUGACUACGAUUGAGCAAGCCGUUGUUCACUUCUAUUCAGGAAAUCCCAAUCGAUCCGGGCAAGAUGCGAAUUCUAUUGCCGAGUACCUGGAGCGCAAACUCGGCGGCUUCUGGUCGGUGCUUGUCGUCGAUGAUCCGGCCAGCGCGGCCUUCACCGUCAGCCGGCAACCCAUUUAUGUGAUGCUCCAGAUCAACGGCGGUGAAGGCCUGUUAAUAUCAAGCACUGGUGCGCCAGGGAUGCGAGCGUAUGAGAUUCCAUUCCGACAGGGCGCCCGUCGCCGA